This is a messenger RNA of Physella acuta, 1785 nucleotides long. RefSeq lists its product as uncharacterized. The record is from RefSeq and is a predicted model, not a curated record. NCBI's taxonomy places the organism in Eukaryota, Metazoa, Mollusca, Gastropoda, Physidae.
AUGGCUGUAUUUAUUAAAUCCAAGCACAUGGAUCAAUUGCAAAUAAAGCACCCCAAUGUAAAAUUAAGUAUUGAUGAAAAAAAUAGCAAAGUUAUUUUGUCUGGAGACGACAGUAUGUUGGAUCUCAUCAUGCAAUCAAUCCAAUUUUAUUUAAGGGAAAACUUUGCUGAAUUUGAAAUAAAUGAUAAAGAAUUUAGCAAAGAGGAAAUCGAAGUAAUGUCCAUACAAGGUUUUAACGAAAAAAUUAAUCAGGAGUUUGAUCAUAGAGGUAAAUUUGCUUACUUCUCCUCGUCCGAUAAAGGUUUAUUGGUCACGUAUAAAAAAGAAAGUUUGGAAAAACAGUACAUUUUAAAACUUAUAAAAGAAACGCUUACUACAGAUACAAUUCAUUUAGAUACUUUACAGAUCCUUAAGUAUCAGUCCAAACAGUGGCAACAGUAUUACAGUGAUCAGAAAAAAAAAGAACAGUAUUUAAAAUACACCGUUAUCAAAGUUCAUGAAGCCAAUAAUACUCUAUGGCUUGUUGGAACACUUCAAAGCUGCAAGGGAAUGAAAGAUGUAAUGAAAGAUUUUGAAACCACUUCUGCGGGUAAUAAAGUUAACUUAUCGUUUGAUGCGAAGACAAUCGUCUACGCACAAAGGUAUUUAAAAAAACGUGUAAAAGAAAUUCAAGAAAACAUCAAAGAGCUAGGUGCUCACGCUGUCUGGAGAAAUACUAGUGUUGUCGUUGAAGGACUUAGAGACGGCGUUGAUUUUGGAAGUACUGAAGUAACAAAACUGAUGUCUGAAAUUAAUGUUAAAGCCUACAUCCUGAAUUUCUCAUGUAGUUUUGAAUUUUUAAACUCAAAAAAUGGCCAGGAAAUUCUUUAUAAAUGUGAAGAGGCACACCAAUGUCUCCUUGAAGCGUCACCUUCUCAUAAUGUAUUAGAACAUACAUCCCAAGAAAUAAUACAUUCAGAAGAAUGUGUAAAAACUGGUAACAUUGGAAAAUUUGAAAUCUUCAUUAUGCUAAAUAAUCCUAAUGAUCUUCGUGUUGGCUUUUAUCUAAACUUCAUAAAUGAGGAACACUUGAAAAAGCAAAUAAUCCCUCAAGGUUUUAUAGGCGGUAAAAAGGUCUGGAAUUCCAAAGUCAAAGAGUUAAUCAAAGGACAAUGCAGUGUUACAACUAGCGAAGAAAAGGAAGAUGUACUUAUUGCAAAUGUCAUAUGCAGCAAUGAAGAAAAGUCACUACUUCGGUGUUUUAAAGAGGGCUUCACUAAGAUAAUCGAAAAAUGUCCAAAAGCAGUAGCAAUCUCUUUGGAGUCUUUUGAAAGCUUUCGGUUAGACUAUACUCAGACUCUUAAAACUUUAAAACGUGCUAUAAAUGACGUAGAUCAAUUUGAAAAACAUCGACACCUUCCAAAAAUAUACAUGUGCUGCAGGAAUAGAACAAAAGCUGAAGUGACUGCUGAUAGUCUUUUUGAUCCAAUAAAGGGAAAGAACAAAUCAGGUAUUUUAAAUCAAAAGACCAACUUUACAUUUUCACAAAAUGUAACAAUAUCUAAACCCAAGACUAGUAUCCUAAAAACAGUUCAAAAACCACAACCGGCUAUUUCAAUUGCAAGUAAUACAAUAAAGCUCAAGUCAAUUGACAUCAAAGUAGAGUAUGGAGAUAUACUUUGUGAAAAGAGUGACGUACUUGUAACAUCCAUCCAAGCUGAUCUGGACAUGAGUAAAGGCAUGGUGAUUAGUGAGGUCCUUAAAAAAGGAGGACAAGUGAUACAAGAUGAGCUGAAAAAAAAGUAA